CCGCGCUUCCUUAAGUCCCGGGUGGAGGCAGCUGCGGGAGCAGCGCGGAGCAGGUUGUGGACUAUGUCUUCGGCUGAUCCAACAGAAGCGCACACAAACGAGCAUUUCCCCAGUCUGGCACUAGGAAGCAACAACAAGUCUGCAGAAGGCAAGCGUAGCCCUGGCGCUGGCGGCCGGUCCCAGGACAGCCGGGCUUCCAAUGGGAGCGUGGAUUACAGCAGGUCUCAGUGCUCCUGCACAAGCCUGACUUCUCACAAUGACUACUCGGAAGACUUUCUCUCUGAGUGCUCUGAGGCAGCUGUCAGCAGACGCCAGUCAGAGAAGCCUCUGGCGAAGGAAAAGGAGAAAAGAAAGUACAAUCCUUGUAAAUUCCCCCAGCCUAAAGGCCAGAAGGACAUCCCGGCUGACAAAAAGCAAUUCUGGAACGCUUCGUUGAUCAGUUCUCAAAUCCAAACGAUUGCCAAGAGAAGAGACACCAUGACACAUCGGAUACUGUCAGCCAGGCUUCAUAAGAUCAAAGAGCUGAAGAACGAGCUGGCGGAUGUACAUCGGAAGCUGGAAGCCUCUGCCAUAGAAAACCAAUUUCUGAAGCAGCUUCAGAUUAGACACCUGAAAGCCAUAGGGAAAUACGUGAACUCUCAAAACAACCUACCUCAAAUUACAGCCAAGCACCAGAAUGAGGUGAAGAACCUUCGACAGCUCCUCCGGAAAUCCCAGGAGAAGGAGCGAGCUGUGUCCAGGAAACUCCGAGAAACGGACAGCGAGUUACUGAGGACCAAAGACGUCUUGCAAGCCCUGCAGAGACUCUCAGAAGACAAAAACCUUGCAGAGAGAGAAGAACUGACUGAUAGGUUGACCGAUCUUACAGUCAAAAUGGAAGCAAAUGAUAAAAAAAUACAGAACUUGGAAAAACAGCUGCGGCUGAACAAUCGGUCCUACAGUCGACAGCUGGCCAAAGAAAACCGGAAGACGCUAGCAGCUCAAACAGCGACAAAGACUCUGCAGGCAGAAGUGAGACAGCUGCAGCAGAAGCUUAAGGAGAAGGAUCGUGAGCUGGAAAUCAAAAACAUCUAUACUAAUCGAAUACUUAAAAACUUAAAUGAUAAGGAAGAUUAUCCAAAAGUUUCUUCAACAAAAUCAGUACAAGCAGACAGGAAAAGUUUGCCAUUUGUGAAUAUGAGACACCAGGAAACUCAAAAGUCAGAUGCCCCAUUUUGGAUAACUAAGGGUCGAAGGGGGAAAGGAAACAUUGUUCAUAAAGAAAAAGCAACAGAAAUAAACCAUGAUAUUCCUUACUAUGUGUGUAAACUACCAAAGCAAGAAGAGUCUAAGAGAAAAUAUGAAGCCAAUCUCACCGUCUUAAAGAGCAUGCCAUCUCCUCCAGCUUCCUGGGGACAGGUGGCCACUGAGCAGAUCUGUGCCUUCCAUCUGGAAUGUCACUCUUGUACCCAUACAGAUUUAUCAAAGGAGGUCGAACACCGGAAACCACAAACUUCUCUGGAAACUCCUAGGAGGCCAAAAGAGAAAAAGGAAGACCAAGAAAAGAGGGCCAUCCCAGCAGAAGCAGAGCCAACUGCAACUGCAAAGGAAAGCGAGGCCCCCAAGGACGCCGAGGAUAAGGCCCUGACCAGGGCGGCCGGCAAUGCAGGCGAUGCGGGCAAUGUCCGCGAGGUGGUCGGGGCGCACGAGGUGGUCGGGGCACACGAGCUGCCCGGGGCGGAUGAGGCCCCGUGCGAUGUCGAGCCCGGGCGCGGCAAGAGGAAGACCCCACGGUCGCGGAAGCACUACUCCUUCACCGAGGCCACAGAAAACCUGCACCACGGGCUGCCUACCUCCUGCAGGCAGGUUUUGGGCAGCUCGCACUGCCGCUGCCGCCACGGCAUGGGCAAGCACCGCAGCGAGCAGGAGCUGCGGCUAGAGCCUGCCGGCUACGAGCCCUCGUUCGGCAAGGGGGCCGGGGCCAGGGCCAGGGCCAGGGCCGGGGCGACGGCGUUCCGCGACAGGAAGAGCAGCCUCAUGGAGGAGCUGUUCGGCGCGGGCUUCGCGGGCAGGGCGGGCUCCAGCGACAGCGAAGCAGUCAGCAAGUCCCCGCAGACCGGGCCACAGGCCUCUGCCGGCAACGCCUUCGGGGACUCCAGAGCCACAGUGGCAAGGUCCAUCCAGGCCUCACCUACCGAAGUCAACAGGAAGACUGUUGUUUAAAUGCAGCAGUCACCUGAUACAUUCUGGUUGUAUACUAGUUAUGUGCCUUUAAUCUUAUUUACCAUGUGAGGGCUUACAUAGUGUCUG
Mus pahari (shrew mouse) is the source of this 2289-nucleotide messenger RNA. It is a transcript of the gene Lca5l, whose product is annotated as lebercilin LCA5 like. Bases 64 to 2202 code for a protein of 712 amino acids. Gene Ontology annotation, cellular component: axoneme. The transcript has 9 exons. NCBI's taxonomy places the organism in Eukaryota, Metazoa, Chordata, Mammalia, Rodentia, Muridae. The record is from RefSeq and is a predicted model, not a curated record. Gene Ontology annotation, biological process: intraciliary transport.